CUAACAAAUUUUUUCUUUUUUUGACUUCCUUCAAAUCCCCAUUUUUCCCUUUCUUGCUCUCCCUUUGGGCCACCCCAUUCUCCAUUCAUUCCUUCAUUUCUAACAUUUCCCUUCCUUCUCCUUGAUUUCUCUAUAGAUAAAAAUAAAUAAAAAAAAACAAAAAAAAGUAAUUUGGAUCUUUUUCUUUGCAUUUUGUCCCAAUGGGGGGUUGUUGCUCAAAGGCAGAGUCUGAUCCUGCACAAAAUUCUAAUGAAGAAAUUGCACAAUCAUAUUCAAAACAAGGAGAAUCACAUGCAGGAAAUCAUGACACCACACCAUCCAAGAUACCACCUCAUGCAUCACCAAACCAUUCAUCAAAACCAUCUAAAGCAGCCCCAAUAGGGCCAGUUUUAGGUAGGCCAAUGGAGGAUAUAAAAGCAACAUAUACACUAGGAAAAGAGCUAGGAAGAGGUCAAUUUGGUGUAACACAUUUAUGUACACAUAAACAAACAGGCGAACAAUUUGCAUGCAAAACAAUUGCCAAAAGAAAAUUGGUAAAUAAAGAGGAUAUUGAGGAUGUAAGAAGGGAAGUGCAAAUAAUGCACCAUUUGACAGAACAACCAAAUAUUGUGGAAUUAAAAGGGGCAUAUGAAGACAAACAUUCUGUGCAUUUGGUUAUGGAAUUGUGUGCUGGAGGUGAACUUUUUGAUAGAAUUAUUGCUAAAGGACAUUAUACAGAAAGAGCAGCUGCUUCAUUGUUAAGAACAAUUGUGCAAAUUGUACAUACUUGUCAUUCAAUGGGAGUUAUUCAUAGAGAUCUUAAACCUGAAAAUUUCCUCCUCCUUAGUAAAGAUGAAGAUGCACCUCUUAAGGCUACUGAUUUUGGUCUUUCUGUGUUUUACAAGCAAGGAGAUGUGUUUAAAGAUAUAGUGGGCAGUGCAUAUUACAUAGCACCAGAAGUGUUGAAGAGAAAAUAUGGUCCAGAAGUUGAUAUUUGGAGUAUUGGUGUCAUGUUAUAUAUUCUUCUUUGUGGUGUUCCUCCUUUUUGGGCAGAAUCUGAAAAUGGAAUAUUUAAUGCAAUAUUAAGGGGACAUGUUGAUUUUUCAAGUGACCCUUGGCCUUCAAUUUCUUCUGGAGCUAAGGAUCUUGUUAGGAAAAUGUUAAAUUCAGACCCAAGUCAGAGGUUGACAGCACUUCAAGUCCUAAAUCAUCCAUGGAUAAAGGAGGAUGGAGAAGCACCAGAUACACCACUUGACAAUGCUGUUCUCAAUAAGCUCAAAAACUUUAGAGCUAUGAACAAGUUCAAGAAAGUUGCUCUUCGGGUAAUUGCAGGGUGCCUCUCUGAAGAAGAAAUUAUGGGAUUGAAGCAGAUGUUCAGAGGCAUGGAUACUGAUAAUAGUGGCACAAUAACACUUGAGGAAUUAAAGCAAGGAUUAGCCAAACAAGGGAAUAAAUUAUCAGAUUAUGAAAUUAAACAAUUAAUGGAAGCUGCUGAUGCUGAUGGAAAUGGGACAAUUGAUUAUGAAGAAUUCAUCACAGCAACAAUGCACAUGAAUAGAAUGGACAGAGAAGAACAUCUUUACAAAGCUUUCCAAUACUUUGAUAAAGAUAAUAGCGGGUAUAUUACAAUGGAAGAAUUAGAGCAGGCUUUACGAGAAUUUGGUAUGAAUGAUGCAAAGGAUAUAAAAGAAAUUAUCUCUGAAGUUGACUCUGAUAAUGAUGGUCGUAUAAAUUAUGAUGAGUUUGUUGCUAUGAUGAAGAAAGGAAAUCCAGAAGCAGCAACAAAUGCAAAGAAACGAAGGGAGGUUUUCGUCGAGUAAAUUAUUGUUGUUGUUAUUGUUGAUAUCAGAAGAAUUCGAAAAAAAUAAAAACUAUAUUGGUGUCUUCAUUGAGGGGAGGGAGACCAAAUUUCAAGAGAGUUUCAAAAUUAUAGAUGCUCUUGUAUAUUAAUUAAGAUGUUAAAAAAAAUACAAAGGAAAAGAAAAAUAAGAUAGUAGAAUUGAGGGAUGUAUAGUUGGGGUUUGAGGGUAAUUUUUUAUUUUUUAUUUGUAAAUCCAUGGUUGUUUUUGAGUUGGAAACAAUGGGUUCUUUAAUGUA
This is a messenger RNA of Nicotiana attenuata, 2076 nucleotides long. RefSeq names its product calcium-dependent protein kinase 34. Gene Ontology annotation, biological process: peptidyl-serine phosphorylation; intracellular signal transduction; protein autophosphorylation. The transcript has 9 exons. Lineage: Eukaryota; Viridiplantae; Streptophyta; Magnoliopsida; Solanales; Solanaceae. Bases 201 to 1799 code for a protein of 532 amino acids. Gene Ontology annotation, cellular component: nucleus; cytoplasm. The record is from RefSeq and is a predicted model, not a curated record. Gene Ontology annotation, molecular function: calcium ion binding; calmodulin binding; ATP binding.